Messenger RNA from Lingula anatina, 5715 nucleotides. RefSeq lists its product as uncharacterized. Gene Ontology annotation, cellular component: cytosol. Gene Ontology annotation, molecular function: NF-kappaB binding. Lineage: Eukaryota; Metazoa; Brachiopoda; Lingulata; Lingulida; Lingulidae. Gene Ontology annotation, biological process: cellular response to tumor necrosis factor. The record is from RefSeq and is a predicted model, not a curated record.
CGAGCAACGAGCUGUGCCUGAAACGAAAUGAGGUCAUUUGACCAACGAUAGUUUUUGGGGUUUUACCAGGUUUUAACAUGGCAUCAGCGGCUAGGACACAUGAGGGGGCGUGAACGGGACAUGUGCUCUUUAAUGUAGAUUAUUACAUACCCAGCUGAUCUGAGAAUGAACGGAAAUCGACUAAAUUGAACAAGACAUUUAUAUUGCGCGAUCCAAAACUAGAAUUAUUGACAUUAAUGGCGGCACGAAAACGAUCCAAAAGGGACGAUACUGCCUCCGAUCUAGAGGCCGCGCUGAUUCUGUCUUCUUUGGCGACAGCCGGGAGAAAUACUGACAGAAACUUUACGAAUAAUGUAAACGGAAUACAGAGUGCAGAGAAUGGGUUCCAAACCCGUCCGAACGCCUUGGUUCAAGGGUCGGAGUCCUCAAAUAUCACAUGUGGAACUAGUGCAGCCACUCCUCCAAGCGCAACAUCUCCCGAUAAGUCAACCACUCGGCGUUCCUCUCGAGCUGGACGUGGCCGCCAUUCAAGAAGCACGGAGGAUUUUGAAAUUACUGCUGCCCCAUCAAAAAAGCCGCGAGGGGGCGGUUCAGGUGGUAAAAGGGGCGCAGGGAGGGGGAGAAGGACAAGUAAAACGAACACUGCUUCUAAUGGCACCAUGUUAAUAUCGAACCAGCCCCCCGUGGGGCCCUCAGUCCUGUCAGCCUUAGAAUUAAGACUUGGGCCACGUCCAGCAGCCCCUAAACAGCAGUCCUUAACAGAGGGUGGUGUUAAGUCCCCCGACCACCCACAUACGGUGGACAGUGCAGUGUCCUCUCCGGCCAGUAAUCCCUCAAGUGUGGACACUGCCAUAAUCAGCAGCAUUGGCAGUGAGACCAGUGGGAGAGGGCCACCGAGUUUUACGACGAAUAUACGACUGCCGCCGAAGAAACGGAGAUUUAUUGCAGAGAACGCAGAAACAGAUGCAAGCCAGAUGAAAGUUGCACAGAGCAGUCCUGAGAAGACUCCUCUCAGCAGUGCUUCCGUGAGCAUUCCAGCCGUUACCACUGCCCCCAGCCUACAGCCUGCCAUAUACAACACAGCCGCUGGCGCAGCUGUCAUGGCGGUUGAUCCACAGCAAAGCUUGAUUAUGCUCGCAGAAUGUCAGAUGGCUCUCAGAAAGGACGAGGAUGGGGACUUGCCUCUUCACAUCGCAGUGGUACAGGAGGAGGCAGAAGCUGUGGAGAAGUUAAUUCAACUCAUGAAGAUGUCCAAUGUGUCAGUGGAUGUGUAUAAUAAACUGCGACAGACUCCCCUUCACUUGGCUGUGAUCACCCAGCAAUGGCAGCUAGUGGUGAAACUCCUGCAGCAUGGCGCCACCACAGCCUUACCGAACCGCCAUGGACAGAACGCCUUCCAUCUUGCCGCGAAACGGCCGCCUAAUGACUGCCUCAAGAUUCUCUUACGCCAGUCGGACAUUCAGUCGGAGAUAAACGCCAGGGAUUACGAAGGUGGCCACACUCCCGUUCAUGUAGCAGUUACCCACAACAACUUUGAGGCCGUGGAGUUGUUACUGGCGCACGGAGCUGAUGUUGAUGCAAUGGAUGGGAAAAGUGGAAAAACUGCCCUGUUUCAUGCAGCAGAGAACAACCAGUACCAGAUGGUGAAAAAACUUCUGGAUCUCGGGUGCAGCGUCAACCUUCAGAACUACAGCGGGACCACUGCCCUGCAGGCGACCUCGGGACGUGGCCACAUGGAUGUGGUCAUGUUGCUGAUCCGCUACGGAGCAGAUACGUCAGUGCGCAGCAGCAAGGAGGACGGUAUCUUCUCCAGCACCAAAGAUAGGAAGUCCCGAGAGACAUCCCGUUCUACCACACCUGACAUGUUGAGUCAACGUCCCUCUCCUGCUCGUCCCAGCCAGCCGCCCACCCCGACUGAAUCACCAAAGCCAGGCACUGCCACGACAGUUUCUUCCUCUGUGCCAUCCAUUCCAGACACUGCCUGUCCUACUGACUCUAACCAAACAAAUGUGGGGAUCAAGGAAUCUAAAAAGAAACUAUCAAUUCCUGCUACUGGAGCUGCAGUGAGUGUCUCAACACCAGAAACAACGUCUACCACUGAUCCACACACGUCUGCUACUCAGGCCACAGUGGUGCCAUCUGUGAAUGAAACUUUGGCUACAGACUCUACCAGUGUUCCAGCCUCAAAAGAUUCAAGUCAGCCUGAUGCUGAUUCUUCUACAACACCCAGGUCCUCAGUACCCCAUUCUAAUAAACCAGAGACAAGUCAAGUCAAAACGUCAGCUUCAGGCAAUGCAAAAUUCAGCAAAGUCUCAGAGUCUACCCUGGAAAAGGUAUUGCAGAAAGUACAUGGUGAUGCUAAAAAAACUGCUGCAACUGAUACCAGUGAUCAAAAAGAAUUUCCAGACAUAAAGACAAAAAAAGAAGGAGAUGGGGCUGAAAAAACAGCUGUGUCUUCCCCCAGCAGCACUGCCAGCACUCCAUCUGUAACCCAGAGCCCUGCAGGAUUGGUGCCAAUGCCCCCCAUGAUGUAUCCUCAUAUGGCAGGACACCUUGCAGGGAUCCCACCCCGUAUGAUGAUGUAUCCUUAUGCUGGUAUGCCUGGAUUGCCAGGAGGGAUGUACCACAUGAGACCUGGGAUGGGGACCAGCGCAGUCCAGCCCAUGGUACCGUUUCACGGUGGUAUGUCCAGUUUUCCUCAGACCACUACGCUGCCAGGUUCGGUCUCAGCCACCUCUGCGGUCUCUAGGGGAGUUCCAGGAGUUGUCCAGAGCACUGCCCAGUCCAGCCCAGUGACCACAUCAGCCAGUCCAGGGGCAUUCCACACCACUAACUCAGCAACCAUACCACGGGUGUCAGCACAGGAGAGUGGAAUCACUACAGACCCUGUGGGUUCCACAGACAAGAAGCUAGACAUUCCCUCCUCUCUGGCCGAUAGCAUGAGAUUAUCUCCCAUAACUCCAACAAGCGCUGAUGCUGCUCCACCUCUGUAUCCCACAGUGCUGCCACAUAUAGUUGCAGAGGAGGAGGAGGCGGCUGUCACUGUGAACAAGGUGUCCUUGUGCAGUGCUCCCCCUGAAGUGCCAAUAACAGUAGAGAAAUACACCAGUCGCAAAACUGCUGAAACUUCUAGCUUUUCUCCAACCUCGACGCCAGCCAAAGUCCAAAGUGUAGAGCAUCAUCAAAACACAGAUCAAAACCGCAGUGAAGGCCAGACGCCCAUCCAGGUGCCGUUGAAGGGUGACUGCAGCACUGCCCCAACCACUACUGCCACUGAUCCAGCCACAUCUAGCAGUCCAGUGAAGGCCUUCCCCAAGUCCAUGCAGUCUCACCCAGCCUACAGACAGGGGUAUGCCAUAGCCAGUGCUAUAGCCAGUAAGAACCCAGAGUUGUUUCGUAUGAUGCAACCUGGUAUGAUGAACUCCCGAAUGGCUUACAGCCAGGCUCUGGCAGCCAUGUCUCAGGGCCAAGUGCCAGCACCCCCAGGGAAUAGCACGGUCCCCCCUGGGAAUAGCACUCACCCACAGGUGAGUGGGAACAGUGGCCCCCCAGGUGUAAACCAGCAAGUGCCUGGUUCUGUGGAGAUGAUGGUUUCACAGGGAUGCAGCACCCCCAUGUCACAGCCCCAACCAGGGAUGAUAAUGGAGCACCACCAUUCUGGCGCCCGGUACCUGCAGCCUUACCCGGUCUCCACCUCAGGCAGUAGUACUGUGGUCUAUUCACAGGUGGCACCACCUUACAUGCACCAGUUUCAAGGGUUUCACUCUGGCUAUUAUCCCUUCCACCAGUUUAUGGGGAACUCACAAGGGGACAGCCAGCCUAAACCAAAGAAAAGGAGGGCAAGAAGGAAAAAAGAAGUGGAAUUGAAAGGGAGUAGCAAAUCUCACAAUGUGGAGGGAGAGGAUACUGAUGAUGCCCCAGAAACUUUAGAAAUGGUGAAAAAUGAAACUCUUUCCUCUCCAGAGCACAGAAAAGUGGACAACACAAAUGACAUACAAACAUCUCCCGUCAAAGUGGAAAUUAAGGAGGAGAUCACAAAGCCAAGCCCUCUUAGAAAUGAUGUCCCCAAAGAUAAAGCUACUUCAUGUUCUAUAGCAGAAUCCAAGCUGGAUCAGGGGCAGAACUGUAGUGAAAUAUCUAAGUCAGCAAGUAACUCUAAAACGACAGAAGGAUCUCCAAUAAAAAUGGAAAACAAAGAGAUGCCGGAUGUUUCUGAUUAUUUGACUAGGGAUGUAGAAAUUCAAAAAACAAACAGAUGUGAUUUUUCUUGUCAGACAGACCCCAUCCUGCAUACUAAAAAUAAAAUAAGUUCAAAAACAGGACAUGUGCAUAAUAGCAACCAAAUAGAGGAAAAUGCUGCACAAAUUUUAAAGAGCAGCGGAAAGGAUAUCCCUGUUAAAGAAUCUUCCGCUGGAAUGAAAGAGGUCAGACAACAGGAUAGUAGGCUCAACGCAAAGUGCGUAGUUGAACUCGAACCCCUCUUAACCUCUGCAGGAGGCUUCUCUGCUUCAAACGGUGAAACAUUCAAUUUAAAGACAUACUCUGGUGUGAAAAGUUCACAUAUUCCUACUACAGGGGCGUCUCAUAGUAACUCAGUUGAAGAUUAUGAAAAAUCUGCUGGUGACGUUUACCAAGAUGACAUGCCAAUGGCUUCCCCAACCAGUGACGCGUGUUAUGACGAGAGUUUAAGGCAGACGAUAGAUGAUUCAGAGGCUCCUCUGUUGGAGAAAGAAAAUUGUAAAGAAUUGAACAUGCCAGCUUAUGAACCCACUGCUGAUCGUACGCGGUCCCCCAGCCCUCCCGUCAUUGACAAAUUCUGUGAUACGCCAGUGAAAGAUUUCAAACAUGGCCCUUUUGAUCGCGUUUCCGAUACGUCUGCCUCCGCCAGCCUGUUGUUUCUCGAGGAGCAACCUGUGCUGGAUAUGAGACGUGAAAGUUCAGAGGUGUUGUCCACAAAGGGUGUUUCUAAUACUGGAGAUGUGUUAAGUGUUAGACCGCACUGUGUUACACCAACGGGAAUUGAGAGAGGAUUAGCAUCGUCACCUCCAGAGGAUAUCCGUCACACUGGCGAUGUGAGGGCCCAGGAGGAAGACAAAAGUGCCAAAGCUUCAGUUUUCCUUCAAAAAUUUAAAGCCCUGUAUGAUGGACACAGUAGAACUAUAAACUCACCAAACCGUAAACAAGUAAACAAAAACUUACCGAGUUUGGCGCCUGCCUCGGAUCUGUUAACGUCCACAGAAACUUUACACUCUGGGAAGUCUGAUGAAAAGUGCCACGAUAAAAAUGCCUCUAAAUUCUUAAGUGGGUUAAAAGAUAUUGUGCACAAAAUUAACUUUAGUACCAAAAGAGCUAAAACUUCUGUUCAUCAGGUCAGUCAAGACGAUAGUGCUGUUGGGAAUAUUAGGAAAAUUGAGCACAAACAAGAUGAAUAUUUAUCAGAUUAAGGUAGCUUCCAAAGUCCCAUGUGUUCAAGUUGCGUAGCGUGUAAUGUUGUUGUUGUUUAAGUGUUCUCUGUGGACUUUUUUGAGAUUGGGUACUUCAAGCAAGACACUUGUAGUUAAUCGGGUACUCUUACUCACAGAAAAAUAAGAUAACUUACGAAACAUUAAAAUCAGAUUUUUUGGAGAAUACAAUAAUAAGUAACUUUUUUAUUUAAGGGGUACUAGCAAACGUUAUAUUUUAAAGGGAAUGAAUUUAAAGGGACACAGAACUAUA